This is a messenger RNA of Myotis lucifugus (little brown bat), 6602 nucleotides long. It is a transcript of the gene ANKRD33B, whose product is annotated as ankyrin repeat domain 33B. NCBI's taxonomy places the organism in Eukaryota, Metazoa, Chordata, Mammalia, Chiroptera, Vespertilionidae. The coding region runs from base 79 to 924 and encodes 281 amino acids. The record is from RefSeq and is a predicted model, not a curated record. The transcript has 4 exons. Gene Ontology annotation, molecular function: protein binding.
GAUCUGGGUUCCCUGGUGUUUCCCAGGCAGGGUGCCUCACUCGUAGUCCAUGCUCAAUGAACAUUUGAGGAUGAACUGAUGGGGCCCUCCUUGUUCCCCUGCUGCUGGCUCAGCCCCUUGGGCUCAGCGCCUCUGACCCGCUUCCCUCUCUAUUUCCAGACCGGCCUCAUUGUCGCCUGCUACCACGGCUUUGUGGAUGCUGUGGUGGUCUUGGCAGAGUGCCCCCAUGUUGAUGUCAACUGGCAGGACAGCGAGGGGAACACGGCCCUAAUCACAGCUGCACAGGCAGGGCAUGCCACCAUCACCAACUACUUGUUGAACUACUUCCCUGGUCUUGACCUUGAAAGGAGGAACGUGUUUGGGUUCACGGCCCUGAUGAAAGCGGCCAUGCAGGGCCGAACGGAGUGCAUACGAGCCCUGAUGCUAGCAGGUACUUCAACGCCAGGGGCCCCCCCCCCCGGGGAUGUCCCCCCCAGGGAGUGGGCCCACCUACACGGGGGGGGACGGAGGCGGUGCGCCCUCAUCGGGGAGGGCUGCUGGGAGCGGCCCCUGCCCGGAGCAGUUUGGGGAAAAAGUACCAGCCCAAGGCGGCCGCUGCCCCUCGAGGGGGCUCUGAAGCCAGGGAGCUCCAAAAACUGCUUGCAGAGGCUCACGGAGUUUGUGCGGUCCUCGCUGGCCUCCCGCUCGCGCCAGGGCCUGGAGGAUGGGGGCGUCCUGGACCACAUGGUCAGGAUGACCACGAGUCUCUACAGUCCUGCUGUGGCCAUCGCCUGCCGGACCGGACCAGCGCCCACCUUGCAGCUCCCCAAGUGGAGGUACAAGGAGGCCAAGGAGGAGAAGAGGAAGGCGGAGGAGGCGGAGAAGCAGCGCGUGGCCGCCGCGCAGAAGGGAAGGCGGGCGGCGCCCUGGAGGAAGAGGACGUGAGGGAGCCGGCGGGGGCGCUGCGCCCGGGGAGCCGGCCGCGGGGCGGGCACGUGGCGGCGCGCAGGGCAGGAGGCGCCCGCCGCUCGCCCUCGCCGCUCGGGGCCCCGUUUUCUCCUGCGGGACAGGAUCCUCGGGGGCCCCAGAAAGCCACCCGUGUUGGUUCAGGCCGCACCCCAGAGUGAACCGGUCACAGCACAAAUCACUCUGCCUAAGACCAGUUCUAGCCAUCCGUACACCUGGCAGGCAAUUUGCCUAAAAGCUCCUACCUUUAGGACCUCAAGAAAAUUUUAAGACCAAGUUAUCAAAGGGCAUUUUCUGUAUAAUUUUGUAUUUUAAUUACGAUCAAAUUUGCAGCAUUUUACUGGUGGUAGGGCUGUUUGUAUUUAAGACAGUUUUAAUGCACUUACCUAAGACCCUUUGUUUAAAAUACUGUUCCUAGCAAUAAUUAUUUGUGAUAUCUCUAUGAUUUCAUACGGACGUAUGGAAUUCUCCCUCCUUUUUUGCGGUUUGAUUUCGAUCUUGCUUUUCCUUCUCAUUGUGGGUACACAUAGCCCUGUUUAUUCUUACUGAUUUGAAUAAGUGAUGCCAAAUAUUUGUUUCUAUUUGAUGGAGACUUUUUUUUUUUUAACAGCAAAAUGAUCAAGUGAGACAGGAAUCAGAUUUUUUUGUAUCUUAUUUUUUUUAAAGCUAUUUAUUCAUACAGGAAUAACAAUGAAGAAAAACCUAUUGUCAAAGUAUGAGACAGUGCAUAGAGAAGCAUGUAUUUAUUGCUGGAACUAAACUCAUUUUAAGCAAGGGAUUUUAGAUAAGCUGAUAGAAAAACUUUAACAUUCAAAAACAGAUAUAAGAGGCAAAACUAUUUUUAAUAAACCUGGGGGCAAAUCUACAUUAUUAUUAUUAGAAAUACAAAAGUAAGUCAUAUGUACUCUUUGAUAAAUUGGCUUCAGAUGGUCUUAAAAUAUUAAAAAGAUGCAAAACGAUAAGGACCCCAGAGUGGAAACCCCUGGAAUGGAGGGGGGCAAAUGGUAGAGGAGCAGGGAUUAGAACUGACUGUUUUAGGCAAAGUCUCCUCCAGACCCAGUGCCAAAGACGCCCCGGGGUGGACUUCCUUUUCCUUUUAUCACUGCCCGAUGCUCACUUCAUCCUCACACCGACUGUGUAGAAUUUCCAAGAAGUGGGGACUUUGGCAGAGCACAGAUGUGGCUUGCUCUGGGCCCUGAACUCUCAGUGGGAGUUUUCUGUCCAUACUUUUUUUUUUUUUUAUAAUCUGCCGAGCAUUGAGAAACUCUAAUGAAUCUCCGGCCAUCUGGGCUGUAGAGUAUGGGUCACAUAGGCACUACUGACAGCACUUUAUUUAGGUCCUGCUUGGAAGCUUAGAUUUAAAAUAUUGCAGAGGGCGUGAGAAGCGCUUCAUUUCCCUCCUGCCUUCACAGGUCAGAUCCCGCUCACUGGCUACGUCGGGACCCGUGCCCGGCUGCCUCAUGCUGUGGGUGGUGGUGGCACUGGCCUCUCUAUUCCCUCCCACUCGGCACCACCAGGCAUUGAGCAACCAGGGGUCUCGUACUCACUCGCCAGCACCCUCACUAUUGCACCUUGUGCCUGAACUGAUGGGGAAUAGGUGUGGUGGUAACUCAGAUUGUAGUGAGUUCCGCCCGCAUUGCUGAGAGGCACAGGAAGGAUGGCACAGAGGGCUGGCCCACUUUGAGCAUCACUGGUAGCAGCUGGCUGCAGGUCACCCUGGUGCCGAAGAGUUGGGAUUGGCCAAGUCCCCUUGGAUGAGAUGAGGGCUGGUCCCCAAGGUGGAAGCACGCCUGGUCUCUCUGGCGGUCUGAUCUGGCAUCCUUUCAGAUCCCUUUUUUGGUGUUCAUGUAUUUUUGUUGCUUUGAAUGGCUGGCUGCAGUGUCUCACUCAGGGGCCAUUCCCUGCCCCUGUCCCCAGUGUCAGGGCAGGGGCACGGAUGGCCCUUCUGAUUUCCAUGUCUCCUCGGCUUUGUCACAUUGGCUCCCUGCCAUCCCCUUCGCCUCCUCUCUUUUUCCUCACUUGCCUUUUCUUCCUCUGCCUGUUUUCUUCUCCAGAUUUGGCUGACUGCCUUGCUCGUCCCUAGCCCCACCGCUCUGACGUCUAAACAGGGCAGGAAAGCAAGGCCAUUCAGAGAGGCGGUGUGGUGUCCCUGUGGUGUGAUCACGUCAUGACCUCCAAACACACAAUAGUGAACCAAGGGCAGAUUUUUCCAGCUUCUGUGCAGGUGGUUUAGAAUCCCCCCCCCCCCCCGGCUUUUAGGGAGGGAGCCCUAAGUUUCUCUCCUGACAGAUGACAACCCCCCGUCCCACAUCGAUGUACAGGGGAGGGAGGGUCUGGUGUCUGCUUGCACCAGGAUAUUUAUGAACUAUAAAUAGUAAAUUUCAACUUGACAGGUACCUUCUCAGGGAUUUAUAUAUAAACAUAGGUAGGGGCAAAGUGGAAGUAUGUUUUAAUACUUUGUAGUGUUUGUGUGAAUUACAAUUAAACUAGACAGAAGAAAUGUGUCCAGGGCAACGUCAGUGCUGCUGUUUCCCAGGGAGAUGUCUGGGAAUGGCCCCUCGGUCGAGACUUCCUGGUUAUUGGAAACCCGGACCCUGCUGCCCCUGUGGCUCUGGGGUGCACAUGGGGUGACUUCAGCGCCUCUCAGCGGCCUCUGUGGAUGGGCCCUUUGUGUGUAUAAAGGGAAACUCACCCGUGGGAGCAGGGGUGGCAGUGAUAACAGACGGACCGUUCAUCACUGUGACCUCUAGACCUGGCUCCUCCCCAUCUGACACUGGGGUGUGUGUGAAAUGACUCCCUCUCCUGUGUGCUCAUGUGAUUGAGUGUGCUACCGCCGGCCCAGCGCCCAGCCCAGAGCGGGGAGGAGCAGGGGAAACUGGGUGCUCAGAGGCCGCAAGCACCUUCCAGGGCUUUGGCUGCACGAGGGAGACGCCCACAGAACCUUAGGGACCUUUACCUUUUUUGACGUGGCUCCCGAGGGGCAGCAUGCGAUACCUCAGGAAUAUGAAGGUGGGAGAUACAAUCCCUUCGUCAUCUCAACUGCGGGCCCUCCUAAGGCUCGAGGCUCAUUGUGCCGAAAAGGCUAAGAUUUCGUGAUGUCAUUUGGAAGUGGGACUUGUGGCUCAGAGGGGCCGUUCCAGGCUGCCUCCGCUGGCUGGCCGUGGUAACAGGUGUCCUGCUGUGCGGCUGAGUGGAGACGAGGCUGCUGUCUGACACUGAAUCGCAGGAGGUGGAGCCAGGCCCCGGCCCUGCAUGGAUGGGAAGCUGCUGUCCCCGGGGAGGAAUCCUGGGCACCGAGUUGUGAAGAAACACCUCCCCGAGACGUAAAUAAAUGAGCCGCGACUAAGGAGUGGGUGUGAUUGGGCCCCCGCAGCCUCUGGCAGGAGCACUGCCUGGCCGUCCACACUACAGGAGAGAGAAGCCCUCUCUCCAGAACCCGCUCAGCCUGCUCUGUGGGAUGAGCUGCAGCCCUGCUGUUAGUCAGCUGUUCCUCUUCCCCCAGGCUCACCUGCUGACUCACGCUCGCUCAUGUUUCCAUCGUCAUACAGCACGGUUGUUCCCGGGAGUAUUAAGAUUUAUCACAAACGACUGGAAGCUCCUAGUCACAGCCCUUUAUAUGCGAAAACGCUAGCACCUUGUCUUGUUUACAGUGUUGGGAAGGUCUGACAUGCUCGGGGCCCUCUGCUCCGUGGUGGGGAACUGUUUGGAUUCUGCACCUGGCCCUGGGCCUCAGUUUCCCCUGCAGCGGGCUUGCGUUAGCAGCUGCCGGGAGGGCCAGGGUCAUCUGGGGAAGGAAGGGUGGAAGGUCAAGCACAGUCACCCCUUAUAAGACAACCAAGUCACGUUUAUGACAAAACCAUCCAGCAGAGUUGUCGGCUGCCACCAAGCACUAAACACAAGAACGGCUCUUCCCAACUUGAGGUUUCUCUCUCCUCGAGGUGCACCUCCACGCUUUUAAAACUUAUUUGGGCAUCUGUUCUGUAUACCUGCUGAGUCAGUGCUCACCUCGGUGCCCUUGAAUUCACAUGGUUCUUCAUUAACAUUUAAAAUAAGUGGCUGAAGACCUUCCUCUGGAGGUUAUUUUUUGAAAGAAAUAGGAAACCCCACAACCACCAGGAUUGAUGAGCUGAUUUUUGAGUGACUCGGGCGAAUGCCAGUGCUGCGUACAGGACACAACCUCCUCGCUCUGACCCAGCCUGAAAUAAGCCGAUGUGACAGGUGUGGCCCCUGUCGUGCCAUGACAGCCCUCAGCAGCAAGCUGUGCCGGAGUGGACAGUGUGUGAUAAGGUGUGAGUGCACACACACACACAUGCGUGCACACACACGACCUGAGAGGAGACCUGGCUUUGUGCUCACAAAGGUGACUGCUGCUGUGGCUUUACUCUGGCUCCCGGGGAAUCUCAGGGGUGACCUGCUUGGACGGUGUGUAUUCAGGAGGACCGGACAGCCUAAGGCCACUGUGGGCACUCCAGCCAACACACGUGUAACAGCCAAUGUGUCAUAACACAGGCCUUCCUUUUCAGAGGCGGUUUUGCCCAGGUGACUAGUACAGGAGCUCCUUGGCGAGGUUCCACAGCCGGUAUGGGUCUUUGACAUCCUUGGCACGGAGGGACCCUGCCUCAGAGGACUCUGGUUGGAGAGUGGCCACCGGGUGGGGGCUGACUCCCCUGAGACUCGGCACCAGGCUAACAUAGAAUCCACAUUUUGCCCUGAAGAAGUGCUAAGAAGUUGGCCUCAGUGUUAGAUGCUCUAAUCAAAGGUAACAUAAUUUGGGGCUUGAGAGAAAUCGGUUCAUCAGACUGUGAUACCUUUGUAUUGUUUUUAAGGAAAAUGUAGAAGAGAAACAAAAACGAGGCCGCCAUCGCGGGUAGAGCGUGGCCUGUGUUGACCUGAUGCGUUAGGAAGUUUGGGGGGGGGGGCGCACAUGGAAGCACUUUAACACCAGUUUGGGAGCAGAAGUUCUAGAAGCUGGUUUGGAACUGCACUGCAAUGUCGAAUUUGAUGAAAACUAUAAAGGGAAGCUAUACACCCAGAAAUGUUACCAGCAAGUCUGGGAGCCUUUGGAACAUCCUGAGGAAUUUGACUAAUACACCCCAUUCAUAGAAACAGGAAAAGCCAAUCUCAUUGAAAUUCUCUUCAUUUGAAUCGUCCUGCCUGGGACUUCCCUGGGGCCUGUGGAUGUGUGUGAGCAGGCUGCGCAGGGGCCCGGUUUCCAGUUUUGUUUCAUCUUGGGAUAAGCUCUGUUUGCUGGAUGUAAGCUAUCUUCGUUGUCAUUUCUAAAAAUCCGGUAGGUUUCUGGAUAUUGUAAAAAACGUUGAGUCUAGAUGUGAUUCUGUAAAUUUCAUAGUGUUUUAUUUUGAAAUGAGAGUUUUUGUUUGUUUAUAAGAGGUAUUUUCCUAUUUAGACCUCAGGGCUAUUUUGGAACCCCAAAAUAAAUGUGACCCCAGCAGCUUCGGUUUUGAUAUCCAAAAGGUUAAUCAUCUUUAAGUUAAAUAUGAUAUAUUAUUCAGCAGAAAGAAUGUACCUUUCCUUUUUAACUUCUAAAUUCUGUACUUAAUGUUUUAAAAGUGUAGGGAAAAAAUGUGAUAAUGUAAAAAUGUGGGGAAAUUGUGGUUAUAGAAUUAAAAAUUACUCAUGAAAUAAACAUUCUUAUGGUA